ACUUAUUGUGACCUACAACAAACCACUGAGCAGUGCUUCGAAAAAGGAAAACGUCAAUACCCCCAAGUUUGUAAGUAUCAUCAUCAUAGCUCCUUUUUUUCUCAAUCUCAUUCGCGUUUUGCAUCUACGGUUUCUGACCAACAAGGCUUUCAUUGUGAAAAUGCACAAGCUGCUCCUGAUGACCAACAAUUCAAUCAAGCAUGGUAUCAAGGAGUUUCUCCACAUCCUUCAGUUAAAGUAGCAACCGUUAUCGCUGGUGCCUCCGCUGCCUUUUGGUUUAAUCAUCGUGACGAAAAUCCUCAAUGGAAACAACUUUUACCCCAGAAUGUAAUUAAUAAUGCGAAAUGUUGGAGUUAUGAAAAGAGUCAAAAAAUAUGUGAAAGUUUUAGUUGGUUAUCAGCAAUGUUUGAUGAAUCAUGUCCACAAGCUUAUAUG
Molecule: messenger RNA, 435 nt
Organism: Racocetra persica
Lineage: Eukaryota; Fungi; Glomeromycota; Glomeromycetes; Diversisporales; Gigasporaceae
Source: the annotation of a GenBank genome assembly